AUGAGUGAGUCGAGAUCUGUGGCAGAGACUCAGUGUGAAGUCGUGGCCUCAGCUCUGAAGUCAGACCCCUCACAUCUGAGAGAACUGGAUCUGAGCUACAACGAGCUGCAGGAUUCAGGAGUGAAGCUGCUGUGUUCUGGACUGGAGAGUCCAAACUGUCGACUGGAGACUCUGAGGUUGGAUGGCUGCAGUCUCUCAGAGAUCAGCUGUUCUUCUCUGGCUUCAGCUCUGAGGUCAAACCCCUCUCAUCUGAGAGAACUGGAUCUGAGACACAACGACCUGCAGGACUCAGCAGUGAAGGAGCUGCUUGAUCUACAGCAGAGUCCAACCUGUCGACUGGAGACUCUGAGACUCGGUGGUUGUGAACUAAGAGAGACUCACUGUGAAGUCCUGGCCUCAGCUCUGAAGUCAGACCCCUCACAUCUGAGAGAACUGGAACUGAGUGACAACAAGAUGCAGGACUCAGAAGUGAAGCUGCUGUGUUCUGGACUGGAGAGUCCAAACUGUCGACUGGAGACUCUGAGGUUGAAGAGAUGCAGUCUGUCAGAGAUCAGCUGUUCUUCUCUGGCUUCAGCUCUGAGGUCAAACCCCUCUCAUCUGAGAGAACUGGAUCUGAGUGACAACGACCUGCAGGACUCAGGAGUGAAGGAGCUGUGUGGUAUACUACAGAGUCCAACCUGUCGACUGGAGACUCUGAGGUCAGACAUCAUGUUUGAAUGUUAA
Molecule: messenger RNA, 723 nt
Organism: Limanda limanda (common dab)
Lineage: Eukaryota; Metazoa; Chordata; Actinopteri; Pleuronectiformes; Pleuronectidae
Product: ribonuclease inhibitor-like
Exons: 5
Coding region: 1-723 (240 amino acids)
Molecular function (GO): protein binding
Source: RefSeq, a predicted model, not a curated record